AUGGAGACCGCAGUGUUCACCUGCUGUCUCCUUUUUCUUUGGUUCAGCCCAGCUGUUCCCAUGUGUUUACCCACUGACUUCACCCUGUAUGUGGAGAGGCCAGAGUGUAAUUUCUGUGUGGCGAUCAACACAACCAUCUGCAUGGGAUUUUGCUACUCAAGGGACAGCAACAUGAGGUAUAGACUCGGCCCACGCUUCCUUAUCCAGAGAGGCUGUACCUAUGACAAUGUGGAAUACCGCACAGCCAUACUGCCCGGCUGUCCUAUCGCCGCUAACCCCGUCUUUACCUACCCAGUGGCUCUCAGCUGCCACUGCGGUGCCUGCAGGACUGACAGCGAUGAGUGUGCACACAGGGCCAGCGUGGACGGAGCUAGGUGUACCAAACCAGUGACACGUAUCUACCCGUACCCUGGCCAGAGCAACUACAUGAUCCCUUUCUGA
Molecule: messenger RNA, 441 nt
Organism: Perca flavescens (yellow perch)
Lineage: Eukaryota; Metazoa; Chordata; Actinopteri; Perciformes; Percidae
Gene: tshba
Product: thyroid stimulating hormone subunit beta a
Exons: 2
Coding region: 1-441 (146 amino acids)
Biological process (GO): G protein-coupled receptor signaling pathway
Cellular component (GO): cytoplasm; extracellular region
Molecular function (GO): hormone activity
Source: RefSeq, a predicted model, not a curated record